AGGGUUUGGGGAAGUUCAGAAUUGUAUCUUAUUAUAUGCUCUUCUUGAUGUUUUCAGAUGUUACUGAGAAUUUCCAAUUUUGAUUGUAUUAAAGGGAUGUUAUCUUGUAUAUUGCUGUCUGAGAGAGAAUUUAAGCCCCUUGACAUUGGUUUUCUUGAUAUGAAAUACUGAUACAAGGCCUUUAAAGUUUUAGAAUUACUGUUUGUGUGGGAACUUUGUUUAGAUCAUGGUAUAUUUUGAGACUAGAGAAAGUAGUACAGUGAUGGGUCUUAAAUAUACUUUCCCUCUGAUUGUUAUUGGAUUUUCAAAUUUAGAAAUUUUUGCUCUUAAAUUCUUUUUUAAAGGUAAAUCUGAGUCUUAAUCUGUUUUGUUGCAGGUGUCAAACCACCCAUAGGAAUUCUGACGUUUGAGUCAUUACAAAUGAGAAACUUAAAAAAAAAAAUUGAUCCAGCCUUGGAAUUGGAUCCUUGGCCCACACCAAAUCAGACUGGGAAAUUGUUCUUGAAAUCAUGAAUCCUGUUUAUAGCCCGGGUUCUUCUGGGGUUCCCUAUGCAAAUGCCAAAGGAAUUGGUUAUCCAGCUGGUUUCCCCAUGGGCUACGCAGCAGCAGCUCCUGCCUACUCCCCCAACAUGUACCCUGGAGCGAAUCCUACCUUCCAGACAGGUUACACUCCUGGCACACCUUACAAAGUGUCCUGUUCACCCACCAGCGGGGCCGUGCCACCGUACUCCUCCUCCCCUAACCCCUACCAGACCGCUGUGUACCCCGUGCGAAGUGCCUACCCCCAGCAGAGCCCGUACGCACAGCAAGGCACGUACUACACCCAGCCCCUGUAUGCAGCACCCCCUCAUGUCAUCCACCACACCACGGUGGUGCAGCCCAAUGGCAUGCCGGCGACGGUGUACCCUGCUCCCAUUCCUCCGCCUAGAGGCAACGGGGUCACCAUGGGCAUGGUGGCAGGGACCACUAUGGCCAUGUCAGCGGGUACCUUGCUGACUGCCCACUCCCCAACUCCUGUGGCCCCCCACCCCGUCACUGUGCCCACGUAUCGGGCCCCAGGAACACCCACCUACAGCUAUGUGCCCCCUCAGUGGUGAUCACCCUGCAAACGUUUGCAGAUGGAGCUGUGCAGUCACAUCGUGGAGGUUCCACAGCUGGUGCUGCAGGCCUUGUGCCUCCAACCAGGACUUUCUUCUUAAUGCUCUCGACACUUAGCUAAACACUACUACGGCCGGCCUGGCAGGUCCCAGCGCCCUCAGUCUCCAACUGACUCUGUGGGUUGGUCUUAAAGCAGAUCCUGUUUGGUGGGCUGCCAGGCAAUUUUUUAGCUAACUAUAAUGAUAAAAAGGGAGUAUUAAUCUAUUCUGAAUCAUAUCUAGUUGAAUGCAUGUUAAAACAAACAAACACACACAAAAACAAAGCUUGCUUAAUCUACCUGCAGUGACUGAUGCAGAACCAUCAUAUGCAAAACCCAAAGGAAUGGAAAAGUAUUUUACAACUUGUCACUAAUGCACUGUUGUAAUGUAUGCAGAGUCUUAAAGUUAUGUGUUCAAGUGAAUUUCUUCAUAGAGCAUCUGAAAUCUCUUUGAUUCUUCAGCCUUUUGGGGUUGAUGUGGGUUGCCAGUUGGAAACAUGGACUUCGAGUUUCCAGCCAUCUGUUCCUUCUGUGCUGACUGCACUGGGAGAGUCACAGGGACGGGGAGAGUGUGGGGAGGCCACCGCUGCUUGGGGUGCAGCCAGGUUUACUGGCUUUCUCUGCACUUAGGCUUGCGGGGCCAGUGUGAUGGGAUGCUCUUAGGGGUCGCCGCAGAUCCGGUUAGGGACAAGAGGUGGUUUCUGUACCAGCGAAACAAUUUUCUGUGCCAUCUGUUUUCAUCACAAAUCUCCUACAGAUAGAGAUGAUGUUUUCUAAUCUUUAUUGGUAAAGUCCUGUUCAGAGCUAAAUUACUUUCCUGGGAUGGUGGACAUGUGAAAGAGGAACAGCCACACUUGGAGGAGGUAUUGACCUCUUCUUUAUUUAGCUUAGAGAAAUCAUCGCUUUUUUUUCUUUUUCCUUUUUUUCUUUCUUUUCCUGAGAAAUGUUUGAGUCACCUGAAAACAUGUCAGCAUUGCUGUUCUCCCUCCUACAAAGAAGGGCAAAGACUUCCGCUGUGUGUUAUGAAGAAAGCUGCAUAUUUAAGAACCGUUAAAAGGGAACAAAACCUUUUUUGGUAUUGAUUGUUUCUUGUAGAGAGGCAGGGCUGUGGCUAUGUUUAGGCCCAUCCACUUGAAUGGGGACUUGUCCUCUGAGACCGUCUGGAGGGGACUCGUGGACAUGGGUGUGGGGGAAGGGCUGGGGCCUGUAGUCUGGGAGCCCCUUCUGCCGUCUCUUCUUGCGGCUGAGGACACCCAGCACAAAACAGGUGUGGACAGCAAAGGGCCAGGCCACAGCAGAACAUGUCUGCCUGCCAGAAUUUAAUACAGAAAGGUUUUUGUGUUUAAAAUCUGAGUAUUGUACAUAAGAAACCAAGAGGAUUUUUUUGCCUGAAUGGGUCCAACUUGUAUCAGUGGGGGUGUGGGUGUGUGGGUGCGUGUGUGUCUGUCUGUCCUCAGAUGGAGUCACAGAGGGCGGGGGGGUGGGUAAGGGUCUGCUUCCUUCUAGCAGUCUUUCGGGGGUGGGGGAACCCCUGCUCCACCCCAUCGUUGUUUCAAGCGCUGUGGGCCUCAGUUGGGGAGGGGACCUUCCUCUUCCUACAGCUCUGGCAGCUGGUCAGGGCUCUGGCACUGGGGUGGCAUUCAGCCCCUGUUAGUGAGUGGGACACCUGACCCCGAGUCUUUGGGAACCUUAUUUUUUAUAGUAAGUACUCUUCAUAAUUUUCUUUUUCACAUUUUAUUUUAUAAGACGUUUAGGAAUUUUUUUGCAUGGAUCAUUGUAAACAGAAGAUCUAUUUCUAAUGUCUGUAACAUAGUGUGUUUACUGAUAAGUACUUUAAAUUGCUUCAAGAGCACUUAACCCACGUGUGUGUAUGUGUGUGUGUGUGUGUGUAUAUGUAGCAGCCAUUUACCGCAGGCACACUGUCCGCUGCUUCAACUCUCUGUUGGUAAUUUCAUCUAUAUAGUGGACAGUUUGCAAUAUCUAUGUGUUCUGAUGGUUCCAGGGGCUAAACUGAUCUAGUAACAGAGAAGUCGGUUUCCCCAGUUUAGUGUAAUAAGUUAGGAGAAAAUAUGAUUUUAGUGUAUGCUUGAAAAAAAAAAGUCCCAGACAGUGCAUGUGCGUGCACACACACAUACACACACACAGGAUUACCUGUAAGGCUUGGAGGCAUUUGAAUUCAGGAGGAAGUUAUGAGAAAUUAUAGAGGCUGUUUCUUCAGGCUUGCCUGAGACUUGGCACACAUAGGGUGAGUGUUUUCAAGAGUACUGAAGUAAAUGGUGUUUUCAAGAGAAAGAAAAGAGUGGGUUGCGUUUUCUCCCCAUUUACAUCAGCUUUAGAAACACUCCCCCCGUAAUUUCUAAAAAAUUAUUUCCCUUUUGUGAAAUUGAGUUGGGAGACUUCAUCAAAUACUUUUGCAUUAUGGAAUACAUCUGUGUGGAAAUCUUUGAAACUAUCAGGGUAUCAAGCUAUCAAAUAUGAAAGGUAGAUCUUGUCUAGCAGGUAAGAACCUGGACAUAAUGAAUAGUAACAGAACUAUCAUGUUGUAAUUUUAGCAGCAUUUAGUUCCAGUAAAAUUAAUUAAGGAAUAGAGCUUUUGUUAUAAAGUUGCAUAAUUUGAUAUCCUAAGCACAAUAAUAGAACAUUCAGAGAUCUUGCAUUUUUUAUAUGUGACAUUCCUAAUUUGAGAGUCUUUUAGCUAAAUUAUUUUAGAAGUUGAGACAGGCAGGUAAAGGAACUAAUUCCUAUAAACAUAGAUAACAUCAUGGUUAUUUUUAAAAAUUAUGUUCUGCAUCGCUCCCCUAUGGUUUAGAAGGUAUGUUUCUCUGCUUAGGGAAAUCUUGUUUGGAUCUGGGCCAGGUGACUGAACGUUUCAGGAUGAGUGAUGGUCUCAUCAGCUUGCUGCCUCUGAGAAGUGAGGCCAACAUCAGGACCAGGGCCAUUUGUGGUGACAAGUACAGAGGCGCUUCCAGAAUCUUCUGUGUCUCUGUGUUCAGUCUUUUCUCAGCAUUCUUGUUGGUUUGGUUAUUAGGCCUACCAGUUGUGUUAUGUGACUGUUUCUUGAGUGCUAUGCAAAUGUAGUAUUUACAGGAGCUGAGAGUGGUCUUGAGCCUUGGGCUGGACACCUGGUCAGUAUGUGCUCUGCCCUUCCCAGGCUGGGCAUGCAAUCCCUUGCUCCAUCUGCUGGCAUCAGCACUUCAAACAAGAGGAAAUAGAUCCCUGGGGUUUGGGAUGUACUAAUCUCUGGUAGUGCUGUCCUGCCAGCAGGUGGUGAAAGGAUCGUAGGUACCAGACACAUAAGUAUUGGGGCCUGCUUUUUAAGGAAUGCCCAGACUUCUUCACCUGUCGUUUGUAAACAUUGGCAACAGUAUUACUCUGACUGGUUGGGCCACCUUCUCCCUAUCUGGCAGCUAACGGCUGGAUGCCUCAGUUCUUGCCAGCCUGGGCAUCGCCCAGACAGGACACCUGUCUGACAUCCUGUGGCCAUGCAAGGGCAGGCUUAAGAGUGUGGGGCUUGAGGUGGGGGACAGUUUCUGGUUCUUUUGGUGCUUUCCAAGGAAGGGGGUGUGUCUCUAGAGAGGAGUGGUUGGCUUAGGGGAAAGGCGGCCCGCAUAACCCUCCUCUCUAGCACGUUUCAAAUAUUGAUGUGUUUUUUUCUUCUGAGUUGUUUAUUACUCAACCUGAGCUUUCUGAAAAGAGCCUGCAGAUGACAUGCUGCAGAGGAGGGGCUGAUCUUUUCAGGUAGAAAGUUGGAGAAUUGAUCUUACAUGUUUCAGAGGGUUUCUCUCUUUCCCCACCCUAUUCACUUGAAGAACAGAAAACCUCCCAGGUAGUCAUUUGAAAUCCCCAGGACCAACAUCGAGUCAGUUGGGACAGGGAGACCGAGGAGAGGCUGGCAUCUCUGUACAGGGAGCCUGCAGUGAGCUUCAGGGGAUGCUGUGCUCCCAGGAUUGGUGUGUAGGAGAUGACAUCUUGGCCUCCUGAGCCCUGUUGGAGUUUCCUGUAGGUCCUCAUGCAGGCCAGUGGUCGGUAGAAGAGUUGGGCUGGACCUGAUGCCAGCUCUCACAUGUUCCUGGCGGGGUUACUGUGAUAGCCACUCAAGAGAGACCCCAGGGAGCCACUGUUACUGACUAGGAAACGGUUUCUUUUGUUCUUUCUUUUUUUUUUAAAUGAUUUUUGAAUACUGUUUUUUUAGACCAUUCUCUUAGUACUUUUUAAAAACUUAAGUCAGCAUUGUCUUCCAGUGUUAAAGGCACCCCUCACCUCUGCAUUGAACUUAAGGUGUCAAUCAAUACAAAGGAAUGGAACAUCCAUCCUGAGCCAAGUCCAUUGUGUGUAAAUUCAUACUAUUUUAAUUUUUUUAUGCAAUCUGAUGAGUAGAUGAGCGCAGAUUUAAAAUUCUUAAAAGCACGUUUAUUGUAACAAGAAUUGUAAUGUAUUAAUACUGCAGUUUUCAAUAAAGAUUGACUUGUGUUGCA
Messenger RNA from Hippopotamus amphibius kiboko, 5610 nucleotides. RefSeq names its product family with sequence similarity 168 member B (gene FAM168B). Bases 510 to 1097 code for a protein of 195 amino acids. The transcript has 7 exons. The record is from RefSeq and is a predicted model, not a curated record. Lineage: Eukaryota; Metazoa; Chordata; Mammalia; Artiodactyla; Hippopotamidae.